ACAUUGCUAUAUAUAGGAUUUAGUCGUAUUAGAGUCUAAUUAAUAGCUUAACAAGAAAACUACUAGAUAUAUUCACUGGUCAAUAAAGAAGCAAUUAAAUUAGUAAUCAAAUCUAAAACACAAAGCUAAAACCUUUUCUUUCGGGUGUCUCGAGACAAACACCAAGUUCAAAACUUCCUUUAUUUAUUUUCUAUGAUUCUCUCUGUCUUUCAAUUUUUGAGGUUUCUGAUAAAAUCUUAAAAGUUUCAUGGUUGUAGACAAAAUCAACAUAGCUUCUCCCUUAUGUUGUGUUCUUCCAAUGUACGACUCAAAACAUUCAAGUUAUGCUACUGAAGAAGAUUCAAACGAUCUUAACCAUGCUACAAAACACAAAAGAGCCAAUGCUAUGCUCAUGAAUUCUGCUUCAGCUCACGAUCUGAGAUGUCUACAGGUAGAAAAAGAGAAGCAAGAUCCUGAAUCACCUAGAGGAACUAUAGAAGCAUGCUUAAACCGAUGCUCCAUCUCUUCCUCAGAAGAUCCUCCUCAGAAUAAAGAAGCUAUUGAAAACGCAGACGCAGACGUGGGUUGCAAGAAUCAUAGAGCAUCUUCGAAUUGGGGGAAGUUCUUCAAACUUUGGAAACGCAGGUCCGUGAAACGUUUAUCUUCUUUCCCCCCGUUAAGCUGCGCCCCAGUGAUCUCCAAACGCAAUAAAAACGCAGAUCCAAACGUCGAUGAUCUGAACCUUCAUGAUAUCUAUGACUUCCAAUCAUCUCUACACAGCUUCUCAAUCAAUGACCUCGAAAUAGCAACUGACUAUUUCAACCCCGAAAACAUAAUUGGGAGAGGCGGUUACGCAGAGGUUUACCAAGGAAUACUACCAGAGGGAAAGCUAAUCGCUGUGAAACGUCUCACCAAAGGCACACCAGACGAGCAAACAGCUGAGUUUCUGUCUGAACUGGGGAUUAUAGCUCAUGUUGAUCACCCAAACACAGCCAAGUUCAUCGGUUGUUGCACAGAGAGUGGAAUGUAUCUUGUUUUCAGACUAUCUCCUCUUGGAAGCCUAGGCACUCUCCUCCAUGGACCUUCAAAAGAUAAGCUUACUUGGAGCAGACGUUACAAGGUGGCAUUAGGAACAGCAGAUGGACUAAUGUAUCUUCAUGAAGGUUGUCAAAGAAGAAUCAUCCACCGAGACAUUAAAGCCGACAACAUUCUCCUCACCGAGGAUUUUCAGCCGCAGAUUUGCGAUUUCGGCUUAGCCAAAUGGCUACCAAAGCAGUUGACGCACCACAACGUUUCCAAAUUUGAAGGAACAUUCGGGUAUUUUGCUCCUGAAUAUUUCAUGCAUGGCAUAGUUGAUGAGAAGACAGAUGUUUUCUCCUUUGGAGUUCUUCUCUUGGAGCUCAUAACCGGCCAUGCAGCUCUUGACGAGUCUCAGCAGAGCCUUGUCUUAUGGGCCAGGCCUUUACUAGAGAAGAAAGAGAUAAAGCAAUUAGUGGAUCCAUCGCUUGGAGGUGAGUAUGAUCGGGAUGAACUUAACCGAUUAACUUCCACGGCUUCCUUAUGCAUCGAGCAGUCUUCUCUUCUACGACCCCGUAUGAGCCAGGUUGUGGAAUUAUUAUCAGGUCAACAAGGUUUCGUUGUGACACCAAGAGAAGAGAAGAGAAAGAUGAUGCAACGAACGUAUUCUGAAGAGUUAUUAGAUAGUAUAGAAUAUAACUCGACUAGGCACUUGAGAGAUCUUGAUCACAUUCGAGAGGUUGCUUUAGCUUCUUGAAGUUGAACAAUGCCAUUGUAUAAAACUAUGUAUGUGCACCUAUUGAGUCUCUUUAGCCAUGUGUGGACUUGUUGAUUAGGCCUGUAAUUGAAAGUAAGCAAAGGUUGAGACUUUCGAGUUUCAGAAGCUGCCUUUGACUUUGACAUUAAGGUGGACUCCAAUUAUUUCGUUUUUUCUUGUUUCCAUCUUUAUCAUUGUACAAAGACUCACAGGUCCAAACAAAAACCCUUUUAAUGUC
This is a messenger RNA of Raphanus sativus (radish), 1991 nucleotides long. RefSeq names its product receptor-like cytosolic serine/threonine-protein kinase RBK2. The transcript has 8 exons. The record is from RefSeq and is a predicted model, not a curated record. Gene Ontology annotation, molecular function: protein kinase activity; ATP binding. The coding region runs from base 248 to 1753 and encodes 501 amino acids. Lineage: Eukaryota; Viridiplantae; Streptophyta; Magnoliopsida; Brassicales; Brassicaceae. Gene Ontology annotation, biological process: protein phosphorylation.